Messenger RNA from Paracoccidioides brasiliensis Pb18, 1701 nucleotides. RefSeq names its product metallodipeptidase. Gene Ontology annotation, biological process: proteolysis. Gene Ontology annotation, molecular function: peptidase activity. The transcript is spliced from 5 exons. The record is from RefSeq and is a predicted model, not a curated record. Bases 1 to 1701 code for a protein of 566 amino acids.
AUGCCCUUGCCCAUCAGUCGCAUCGCAGCAUCGCUUCCCCCGCCCAUAAGACUCCGUCGUGCAGCAGUCCAGUUCCAGUCCAGUUUCCCCGCGUCAAACCUCUCAAGAAGAUAUUUCUCCCGUUCCUCUUUAUACCCCUCACCAUACCCCUCUUCAUCUUUCUACCCCCUCUCCCUUCCUAGAACCAUCCGACCUCCUUCACCAUCUACUUCGACCGUGAUUAGAAUCCACAGAAGAUCCUUUUACGCAAACAUCGACGAUCCCAAGAUGGCCCCUCAGUUAGAACCGUUUUUCAAGGAGGUUGAUAUCCUCCAGGACGCUUUCCUUGAUCGCCUGCGAAAAGCUGUUGCUAUCCCAUCAGUCUCCGCCCAGGAUGACAACAGGAAAGAUGUUGUCAAAAUGGGAGAGUUCCUUGCCGAAGAACUCAGGCGUCUGGGAGCUGAAGUCGAACUACGACCGCUUGGAAAGGAGCAUGGAAGGGAGCAUUUGGAUCUGCCUCCUGUGGUCCUUGCUCGCUACGGCAAUGACAAGAACAAGCGCACUAUCCUCGUCUACGGACACUACGAUGUCCAGCCCGCCCUUCUUGAGGAUGGCUGGAACACGGAACCCUUCAAGCUGACAGUUGACGACAAGGGGAGAAUGUUCGGUCGCGGCAGCACGGAUGACAAGGGUCCCAUCAUGGGCUGGCUAAACGUCAUCGAGGCCCAUAAAAAGGCUGGCGUUGAAUUCCCCGUCAACUUGCUCUGCUGCUUUGAGGGCAUGGAAGAGUACGGUUCGCUGGGACUGGAAGAGUUCGUCAAGGCGGAGAGCAAGAAAUAUUUCAAAGAUGCGGAUGCAGUUUGCAUUUCAGAUAACUACUGGCUGGGCACUGAGAAACCGUGUCUCACCUACGGUCUGCGGGGAUGCAAUUAUUACUCUCUCACCGUCUCUGGGCCGGCACAGGAUCUGCACAGUGGCGUCUUUGGCGGAUCGGUCCACGAACCUAUGACCGAUCUUGUCAAUCUCCUCUCCAAACUGGUGGAUGUGCAGGGCAACAUCCUCAUCCCCGGCAUAAAUGAACUGGUUGCUCCACUCACUGAGGAUGAAAAGGGUUUGUAUAAGGACAUCGCCUUCUCAAUGGAAAAUCUCUAUGAAUCGCUCGGAAGCACCACGUCGAUCUUUUCAGAAAAAGAGCCAACCCUGAUGAGACGGUGGAGGUACCCAUCCCUGUCCAUCCACGGCAUCGAGGGCGCGUAUUCAGCACCCGGUGCAAAAACCGUUAUUCCCGCUAAAGUCAUUGGGAAGUUCUCCAUCCGCACCGUCCCCAACAUGGAGAGCGAGGAUGUGAAUAAACUGGUGUUCGACUAUGUCAAGGCUGAGUUUGCGAAGUUGAACAGUAAGAAUACGGUCGACUGCACGCUGCAGCAUGAUGGGAAGUGGUGGGUUGCUAGUCCCAAGCACUGGAAUUUCCAGGCGGCCAGUAGAGCUGUUAAGCAAGUGUUUGGUGUUGAGCCAGAUUUUACCAGGGAGGGUGGAAGUAUUCCCAUCACUUUGACCUUCGAGGAGGCUACGGGAAAAAAUGUUCUCCUGUUGCCCAUGGGCAGCUCGACGGAUAUGGCUCAUUCCACCAACGAGAAACUUGACAAACGCAAUUACAUCGAGGGCACUAAGCUGAUGGGCGCGUAUCUACACUACGUUGCUGAGGAGCCUAUUAAGGAGUAG